Megalopta genalis is the source of this 2734-nucleotide messenger RNA. RefSeq lists its product as uncharacterized. Lineage: Eukaryota; Metazoa; Arthropoda; Insecta; Hymenoptera; Halictidae. Gene Ontology annotation, molecular function: metalloendopeptidase activity. Gene Ontology annotation, biological process: proteolysis. The record is from RefSeq and is a predicted model, not a curated record.
CUUACAGUGACGAACAAACAGUAAAACAGUUGAAUCACGAACGAUACGAUUAUGUACGAUACAAAUAUUUAAGAUCGAAUCUAUUGUACUGUGGAAUGCAUGUACGAUCCGUUCAUGUGAAUCGUACGAGCAGAAUGCUUUUAGGUUGCAGUUAGUUGGCCGGGCCUGGAAAAUGCAACUUAAAAAGCUAUAAAGCCACGAUGUUUUUAAAAAACGCAAAACUAAUUGCGUUCUAUGGGAGGAGAGCUAUAUUGUCCAAUAAUUCUUUUCUGAAAAUUCCAAAACGCAAUAGUUUCUUAGUACUUGUUCCAGAAAUCGGAGAAGAUCUGCAAGGGAAAGAUCCCUUAUUGAAAGAGGGUAAAUAUCCGGAAUUCGAUAGUAUCACGGUGGAGAAAUGUAUAGCAGCUAUCGGGAAACAAGCUUUAGAUUUCGAAAAUGAAGUGAAAUCUUUAGGGGAGGAAUUAAAUAAUGACAAUAAUGUCAGUGCCGAAAAUUUAUUUCAAAAUGUAUUGAAUCCUAUAGAACAAAUGUAUACUUCUUUGUAUAUUACAUGGGGCAUUGCAAAAAUAUUAUACCUUGGUAAUCACAGUGGAAUGCCCACAGAAUGUUACUUAGGUAUUCAUGAGCGUGCCAGGAAAGCUUUAGGUAGUAGAUAUACUAAUGUAUCGAUUUAUCAGGCAUGCAAAAAUAUCAUGAACAAUGACAAUAUUAAACUGAGCAUAGAACACAGAGCAAUUUUGAAUAAAUUUAUACUAGAAGGAAAGUUAAAUGGGUUAGAUUUGAGUAAGCGAAACAGGGAUGUGCUCACAGAAUUAGUACAUAUAUUAUUCAGAAAGAAAAAGGAAUAUUCGCAAAGGUUGCAGGUAGCUAUAAAUCAAUAUAAAUUCACAAUAAAAGAUGCUUCAACUGUGAAAGAUUUUCCAGAAGAGCUUUUAAAAGCUACGGCAACAGAUGCAACACAAUAUAAACUUGGCCCUUGGACAGUAACACUAAAUCCUUCCAUUUUUAAACCAUUCAUGGAAUAUUGUCCUGACAAUGCACUGAGAUGGAGAGUUUGGGAAGCAGAUGUUACCAAAGCAUCAGUAUUGCAAGACAGAUUUAUACAGACUAGUACUUUACUGGAAGAGAUUCGACAUCAAAGGAUGAGGAUUGCGAAAUUAGUAGGACACAAAACAUACGUUGAUUUAAGUAUGGAAACCAAAAUGGCUAAAAAUGUAGAAAAUGUUUAUCAUGUGUUAGAUACUUUAUUGGAAACAGCUCGUCCAGCCCAAGAAGUUGAAAUCAAAGAACUAACUGCAUUUGCAAAAGAAAGAGGUUCCGAAGGAGCAUUUCAGCUUUGGGAUAUAGCAUUUUGGGGAAAGAAACAACAACUUAGUACAUACAAGUUCAGAGAAGACGAUUUUAAACAAUAUUUUCCACUGUCGAAAGUAUUAUCUGGUAUAUUUGAGUUAACUGAAAAGUUAUUCAGUAUAAAGAUCAUUGAAAACAAAAGACCAGAUGUUUGGCAUAACGAUGUUCAAUUUUUCGAUGUUUUUGAUCUAAACGAAUCGAGUACUAACCCCAUAGGGCAUUUUUAUUUGGAUCCUUAUGAAAGAAACGAUGGUAAAGUGAGGGUAUCGCAUAAUUUGGGUUAUAUGGUUCCUCUGAAAGAUAGGAGCAGAGUAAGUGGAACGAAACCAUUGGUCGCUUUGAUAUUUAACUUUGAAUCACCACUUGGAGAAAAGUCUCCUUUACUGUACUUUAAAGAUGUUAGGGCUCUUUUCCAAAAGUUUGGACACAUGUUGCAACAUAUAUGUACAAGAAUCGAGAAUGCAGAAAUAUCAGGAAAUUCAAACGUAGAAUGGGACGCAGUAUUUAUUUCUGAUUAUUUCUUUGAAAAUUGGUUGUAUGAACCAUCAGUUUUACAACAAAUCUCUUCUCAUGAUGUUACGGGAGAACCAUUACCUGCAGAUAUGAUCAAAAUGUUAAGAAGUACAAAAUCGCAUUUAGCUGGUUUCAAUUUAUGUAAAGAACUGUACUUGUCGCGGUUCGAUUUGGAGUUGCAUUCUUGCGACGAUUUUUGGAACGAUAUAAUGAUUCGCAUUUGGAAUAAAUACUUUGUUAUACCUUCGUAUAAAAAAGAUUGUCACAUCUGUUCAUUCGAUAUUAUUUUUAGUGGAGAUUUCGCUGCUGCAUAUUACAGCAAUAUUUGGUCACAAAUGAUUGCUGCCGAUUUAUUUAAUGCUUUCGAAGAGAAGUCAAAAGAUUUAACGGGGCCGAUAGUAAAGGAAAUUGGUAACAGAUACCGUUCAACGUUUAUGGCUUUAGGAGGAAGCCAGUCAACGAAUGAAAUUUUCCGUCAAUUCAGGGGAAGAGAUCCUAAUCCAAAAGCACUUCUGAUAAAUACUGGAUUAGAUGUUAAAGCCAGUAUGUUAGAAUCUAAUACCGUAAAGCAUUAACAAAACCCAAAAGUCUCGAAGUGAAUUAGAUACAAGGAAACAUAGCUAUAACAGUUAUACCUUGUAAAAUUCUGUCCUGCUGAGCUCUAACAUCGGUAACAGACACUUCUAUAUCUAUGAGUUUCUCAUCGUCGUCGUCAUCAGCCGCCCAAGAAGUUGUGCCACCAUCUGCAAAUGCUGAUGCUGAGGAAGUAAACAAAUUUGUGCGAGAAGAUGUAAAAUUGUCUGUUCGAGCAUUGUAAAGCCUUUGUAAUUGUACGUCUUUACUCUGUAAUAAUUCUAUCUGACGUGUUCUA